Messenger RNA from Colletotrichum karsti, 3210 nucleotides. RefSeq lists its product as uncharacterized. The record is from RefSeq and is a predicted model, not a curated record. The transcript is spliced from 12 exons. NCBI's taxonomy places the organism in Eukaryota, Fungi, Ascomycota, Sordariomycetes, Glomerellales, Glomerellaceae.
CUGCCGGCGCGGGCCCUUACCCAACCUCGUCAUCAACGCGAAGCAUUUGCGUACGACUACGAGAUCACAUACAAGAUGCCGUCGCACGGAGGUGGAUGGCUUCCGGGCUACAUUUCGAUGGGACAGCCACUUAUGGAACAACCACUCAUGGAUAUGAACCAGAACAAUGCGAUGGCUCCGUCGAUGGGUUCUACUCUUGAGUUCAACGACACGGCAUAUGCGCAGUCUGUGUUCAACGCCGAGGGAAUCACCCAGGCCUUUGACAACAACCAUGUACCUAUUGACUGGCCUUCGUGGAACGGCGCAUCAUCCCAGAACUACGGCAUGCAGAGUGUAGGAGGAUUGGAGCGGCCUCCCGCAGACUUGAACCCUCAUCUUGUCGGGCCCUUGGGUCAUGGACGCCAGAGCAACAGCUUUGCCAACACGCAAAGCGAUAUGCCCUUCACCCAGAACUUUGGAGUUGUCAACAGAGAGCGGGACGCACUUCACGACAGAUUUCUUGCGUUUAUCGACAGCAUUAAGAGCGAUUCAGUUUCCAUGUUGGCCAAGAAGAGUCUAUUUGGAGCCAUUGUGGAGAAGGUGCUCCCAUACCGCUAUGCCGAUGGAGACCGCCAGUUUCCAUCCGCCUCUUGGUACGAUGUUCUGAUGCAUAACGAGCCCGAUGUUGGUGUUAAGACCUUCGUCAGUCUUUGCUCUGGCUGGUUUCGCCAGAUCAGCGCCAAUGAAGCCGACCAUUAUGCGUCGAUUUUUACUUCUUACAAUGAGACGCUUCAUGCGGGCCCUACCUUACCCGCCCAGCCGCAGCCACGUUUGUCAUGUGACAAGUCUAGAUCUCAAAGGUCUGCAAAGACUGCUCGUAUCACUGAGCACCAAAACGAGAGUCUCACGACCAAGCUGCAGGAGCCCCUUACUCUGCAUUACCAAGGUCUCAUCGAGGACAUGGACCAGGCUUCAUCUUUGGAUGCAGCGUACAAGCACCACUUUCGCCGAGAUUUCACUCCCCGGGAACAUGAUUCUUCGUGGCCGACCACGAGAGAGAUGAGCCGCGAGUAUGUCAAGAAGCUGCAUGAUGCUAUCCUUGAUACAAGCUGCUUCCAAGAGAAGCUGGACGCAAUCGAGAAGAAGGCGCAGCUGGAUACGAAGGCACAGUCAACUGGUCAAUGUGUCGGUGACGCAUCCGGCCCAACACUGAAGCGGAAGCGAAGUCAGUCUUCACCGAAGAAAUACCCCGGUCUGAGUGCGACGGCCUCCAUAUAUGCGAAUCCCGAUAGCACCCCCACAGAUGUCCUCCGUGCGGCCGCCCGCUGCGAGUUGACAAAUAUUGAAGAUUCCGCACAAGCCUGUCAACAAGGGUGGGAGUUGAAGCUCAGAUGGAGCGGAGAAAGUUGCCCGGCAUGGGAGAAAUUCGAUACCUUCGAGGAUCGCUGGAAUGAGAUUUGCACGAACAUGCGGAACUUGAAAUCGACCCUCCACUCUGCCUUGGGCGGCGAUUGGAUCAGCAGACUGGCGGCAAGCCCGACGGGCGAACGCAAGCGCAAACAGGAGAACAAAGCGCUCAACAAGACCCGAGAUGCUCAGAAUGAGCUCGGUCGCGACAUUCAGAAGAGGCAAAAGGCUGCCUCAGCUCCGACCCCAGAGCCUGUCGACAAGAUGUCCUGCAAUGAUCUCUGGGGAGGCAUCGUCGACGACGUUAUAGGGCAGGAUCCCUUUGACUUCGCAGUAGCUAACGGCAUGCCUCAGGGGAGCAAUGAUCUCGUCGGGUUUCCUGACAUGAGCGCCUUUGACACGCUCACGACUUGGGGCGCAUUCCCUCACGGCAACGAUCAAGCGGCGACGGAGAACGCAGCGAGCCUGCUUCCAUUUCAAGUAGACGAGGGCGCUCCGAGUUCAGCUCUCGAAACUUUCGACAGCGGCGUAGAGAACAAUCUUCCGGGUCUUGGUCUCCUUUCUCAGUUCCAAGGAACCUUCGACGCGCCAAGCAAAGACAAAGACGCACUUCUCAAUCCUCUGGAUCAGCUCUGGAGCGACCAGAUUCCCAUUGAGACGCAGAAAUAUUUCUUCGGCGCCAUAAUCCACAAGGUCCUUCCGUAUCGGUUCAAUGACGGCCUACGUCCGUUUCCCCCGAUCGAGUUUUACCGGCUUCUCCUCCACAAUGAGCCUUGUGAGGAACUCAAAGAAAUCGUGGAAGUCUACGCCGGCUGGCUUGGUCGCAUGUCGACAGCUGAGGCGGACUACUACGUCAAGGUUAUCACUAACUACUACCAAUCCAUCGAGAAUAUCAUCGUCAAUAACGCUGCUUCGUUGAGUCCUCAGGUACGUCCGGCUGUGACGCAGACAAAAGCCAAAACGGCAGGCAAGUCUGUUAGAGUAGCGGAACACCAAGACGAGUUGCUCCGAGUGGAACUUGAGAAGCCCUUGAUCUUCGAAUACCGGGGCCUCAUCAAAGACCUCGACAACGCAGCGUUGCUGGACAAAGCUUACACAAAGCACUACCGGCGGAUCGCCAAAUCGCCUAAAGAGGACGCGACGUGGCCAGUCACAAAGGAGCAGCGAGAAAGAUGUGCGAAACAGAUGCACGAUGCAAUCCUCGACACGAGUCUCAUCGAGGAAAAGCAAGAGGCCCUCCAAAAAUGGCAAGCGAAGAUGGAGAAGGUGUCUGAUGGCGAUGCCGAUGCCCGAGCAGAUUCGUUGAAGCGGAAGAGAGGCAAGACGAAGCCGAAGAGAUACCCCGGGCUCGGUGUCACCGAUUCGGUCUACAUCGACCUGGAGAGCACUCCGGCUGAGCUCCUUCGCGCAGCGGCCCGAUGUGAUCUGAGCAACAUCGAGCGUUCCGCUCUCAAUUGCCAGCAGGGUUGGGAGCUCAAGCUCCGAUGGGCCGGUGAUAGCUCCCCUGGCUGGGAGCCGUACGAGACAUUUGAGGCACGAUGGGACCAGAUGUGCCACAAUAUGCGGCACCGCAAGACAAUGCUGCACUCGGCACUGCGUGACGACUGGGUCAACAGACUUGCAACCGGUCCAUUGGGGGAGUGGAAACGCAAGAUCGGAAAUAAGUCGCUGAAUAAUAACCGUAACGUCCAGAACGAACUGGGACGCCAGCUUCAGAAGCGGCAUAAGACCAUCUCCGAGGAUUGUAUGCCUGAGAAGGGAUCUCAACAGACAGAUGUGGAAUUCGCUUCAGAUCAAGGUCUCUCAGAGGGUAGAAGGCUCUGA